This is a messenger RNA of Episyrphus balteatus (marmalade hoverfly), 1762 nucleotides long. It is a transcript of the gene Sgsh, whose product is annotated as N-sulphoglucosamine sulphohydrolase. Gene Ontology annotation, molecular function: arylsulfatase activity. Bases 158 to 1684 code for a protein of 508 amino acids. NCBI's taxonomy places the organism in Eukaryota, Metazoa, Arthropoda, Insecta, Diptera, Syrphidae. The record is from RefSeq and is a predicted model, not a curated record. The transcript has a single exon.
GUUUCAAAGAAAUGCUUCGUCGCUUGUGGAAAAAAAAUAGAGAUUAAGUCUCCGGUUUGGUCAGUUGCAAUUGACUUCGGUUAGUCUUCAGUUCAACUCGCAGUGAGUGUGAUUCAAUUUUGUUUCAAUUUUUAAAUGGAAUAAGUUCACCGCCAACAUGGCAUCAAAACAAACAAAAUUAAUCUGUUUCCUUUCAAUUUUAUUUGUGACAAUUUAUCAAGUUGAAUCAGUAAAAAAUGUACUUUUACUUGUUGCCGAUGAUGCCGGCUUUGAAAUGGGUGCAUAUCUAAAUAAAUAUUGCCAAACACCGAAUCUAGAUGCUUUGGCAAAAGACGGUUUACUAUUCAAUAACGCUUUCACUUCGGUUAGUAGUUGUUCGCCAAGUCGAGCGCAGAUACUUACCGGUCAGGCGAGUCAUCAAAAUGGGAUGUAUGGCCUGCAUCAGGGAGUUCAUAAUUUUGAUGUUUUCAAAAAAGUGACGUCAUUGCCGAAUGUACUUCGAAAAAGUGAUAAAAAUAUUCUGACUGGAAUUAUUGGAAAGAAACACGUGGGUGCUGGAGAGAAUUUCAAAUUCGACUACGAACAAACCGAAGAGAAUCAUUCGAUCAACCAGAUUGGACGGAAUAUUUCGAACAUAAAACUUUAUGUGAAUGACUUUCUUGGAAGAGCUGUACAGGAAGAGAAACCUUUCUUUUUGGUAGUGGGAUUUCAUGAUCCACAUCGGUGUGGCCAUAUUACCCCACAGUUUGGAGAGUUCUGUGAACGAUGGGGUUCCGGUGAGGAGGGGAUGGGUGUAAUUCCUGACUGGCGCCCAAUUUAUUAUGACUGGAGGAACUUGAAAAUCCCCGAUUGGAUGCCACAAACUGAAACAGUUCAAAAGGAGCUGGCUGCUCAAUACAUGACGAUUUCGAGACUCGAUCAAGGAGUUGGGUUAGUUCUUAAGGAACUUCGAAGCCUUGGACUAGAUAAGGAAACUUUGGUUAUUUACACUUCGGAUAAUGGUCCACCGUUCCCGAGUGGCAGAACGAAUCUCUACGAUCGUGGUGUUCGUGAGCCAAUGAUAAUUUCUUCUCCCGACACAGGCAAACGAAAAAAUCAAGUGACUUCAGCAAUGACAAGUUUAUUAGAUGUCUUUCCAACAGUUUUAGAUGUGUUUGGUAUCAAAACAAAUGCCAGUUACACUGGAAAAUCACUUCUUCCACUUCUUGACAACGAACCGGAACCAAAUAAUAAUGAUACUAUUUUUGGUAGUCAGAAUUUCCAUGAAAUCACUAUGAACUAUCCAAUGCGGAUGAUAAGAAAUCGUCGUUAUAAACUGAUUCAUAAUCUUAAUUAUUGGAGUUAUUUCCCAAUUGAUCAGGAUUUAUACACUUCUCCAACGUUUCAGGAAAUUUUGAAUGCUACAAUUAUGAAGCAGAAAUUACCUUGGGUUAAGUCAUUGGAAAGUUAUUAUAAAAGACCCGAAUGGGAGUUGUAUGAUUUGAAAAUGGAUCCAUUAGAACGAUGGAAUUUAGCUUCGAAGGCAAAGUUUAGCGAUUUGUUUAAGAAUAUGAAAUUAAAUUUGUUUAAUUGGCAAGUUAAAACUAAUGAUCCGUGGAGAUGUUCACCACAUGCGGUGUUGCAGGAACAGGGUAUUUAUAAGAAGAAUCCAGCUUGUUUGACAUUAGGUCAUGAGGAUUUGUAAGAAGAAGUUUGAUAGUUUAUAAUAAGAAUUGCAGAACAAUAAUAAAUUCUGGUAUUUAAAAUAGUUUUAAUUAAAUUU